AUGGGCGUAGUGGAAUACAAGAACGAUGGGCUCUCCAACGAGAUGCCCAUCAAAAAUGAAAUCUCCGCUACCGAGGAGGGUGUCAUGAAUCAACAGCAUCAUGUAGACCUCCAUCGCGCCCUCAAGGCUCGCCAUAUUACUAUGAUUGCCAUUGGAGGCGCGAUUGGUACGGGUCUUAUUAUUGGAACGGGAAAGGCUCUUGCAAGAGGUGGUCCCGCUUCUAUUCUGAUUUCCUAUUCCGUCGUCGGAUUCAUCGUCUAUCUGGUCAUGUGUGCCCUCGGAGAGAUGGCCGCCUGGCUACCUUUGCCUUCUGGCUUCACGGGUUAUGCGGUGCGCUUCGUUGACCCGGCGCUGGGAUUUGCGCUGGGCUGGACAUAUUGGUUUAAAUAUAUCAUCCUCACGCCGAGUCAGCUAACAGCCGGGGCGCUAGUCAUACAGUACUGGAUCAAACCCGAACGAGUCAAUGCAGGCGCCUGGAUUACCAUAUUCCUGGUGCUGAUCGUCUGCAUCAAUUACUUCGGAGUACGGUUUUUUGGCGAAUUUGAAUUCUGGCUGUCCUCCUUCAAGGUGAUUGUCAUUCUUGGCCUGAUUCUGGUCUCCUUCAUCCUGAUGCUGGGUGGAGGGCCCGACCAUGACCGCAAAGGCUUUCGCUACUGGAAGGACCCCGGCGCCUUCAACACCUAUAUUGAUCAUGAGAACAAAGCAGCGGGUCGAUUCUACGCGUUCUGGGCCACCAUGGUCUCUGCGACCUUCGCCUACCUGGGGACCGAGUUAAUCGGCGUAACUGUCGGCGAGGCGCAGAACCCGCGCAAGACCAUACCCAGGGCUAUCAAACUGACCUUCUACCGGAUUGUCGUCUUCUACGUCAUCAGCGUCUUGCUUGUGGGCACCCUCGUUCCGUUCGACCACAAAGAAUUGGUCUUCGCCAACAAAGCGAGCAGCUCUGCCGCGGCAUCGCCCUUCGUGGUUGCCAUCAAGCUGUCGGGAAUCCCCGCCCUACCAGACAUCCUCAAUGCCUGCAUCCUGCUAUUCGUGUUCUCCGCGGCCAACUCAGAUCUCUAUAUUGCCACGCGGACCAUCUACGGUCUGGCGCGCGAAGGAAAAGCGCCCUCCCUCCUAGCCCGCACCGACAGUCGCGGCGUCCCCGUCUUCGCGCUGAUCCUGUGCUCCCUCAUCGCCUGCCUGGCGUUCAUGAACGUGUCCAACGACUCCAAGACCGUCUUCGGCUACUUUGUGGACCUCGUCACCAUCUUCGGUCUCUUGACCUGGGUCUCCCUCCUCGUCACGCACAUUUUCUUCGUGCGGGCCCGCAAGGCUCAACAGGUCCCCGAGUCCGAUCUGGCCUAUAAGGCGCCGUUCGGCGUCUACGGCUCUUAUGCCGCCCUCUUCUUCUGCAUCAUCAUCUGUAUAACAAAGAGCUACGACGUCUUCACGUAUAGCCCGGAUUAUGGCAACUUCAACUAUAAGACCUUCAUCACGGCGUACCUUGGUAUCCCGCUCUACUUGAUCUUCCUCUUGGGGUACAAGUACAUCAUGGGCACUAAGGGGGUUAAUCCCCACGAGGCGGAUCUCUGGACCGGAAAGGAUGUUAUUGAUCGUGAAGAGGCGGAGUUCCUCGCGCGGCAGGCGGCUAAUGAGGAAAAAAAUGCGAAUGCGAAUUGGUUUUAUCGGACUUUUGUUUCUUGGUUGUUCUGA
Molecule: messenger RNA, 1695 nt
Organism: Aspergillus tanneri
Lineage: Eukaryota; Fungi; Ascomycota; Eurotiomycetes; Eurotiales; Aspergillaceae
Product: dicarboxylic amino acid permease agtA
Exons: 5
Coding region: 1-1695 (564 amino acids)
Biological process (GO): amino acid transmembrane transport
Cellular component (GO): membrane
Molecular function (GO): amino acid transmembrane transporter activity
Source: RefSeq, a predicted model, not a curated record